UCCGUCCUCGGCGGUGCACCCAUACCCAAGGCUGCAAGAAGUGAAUAAGGGCGACAACGCAGAGAGAGAGAGAGGGGAAAAAGACAAGACCACUUCUUCAGAAUUUGAAAGCACAGGCUGGGACGAGAUGGCAGCCAUCAGAAAGAAGUUGGUGAUAGUAGGGGAUGGUGCAUGUGGGAAGACCUGUCUACUCAUUGUCUUCAGCAAGGACCAGUUCCCUGAGGUCUACGUCCCAACAGUGUUUGAGAACUACAUCGCUGACAUUGAGGUUGACAGCAAACAGGUGGAACUUGCACUAUGGGACACAGCAGGUCAGGAAGACUAUGACAGACUGAGGCCUCUCUCCUACCCCGACACAGACGUCAUCCUCAUGUGCUUCUCCAUAGACAGUCCUGACAGUUUAGAGAACAUUCCAGAAAAGUGGACGCCUGAAGUAAAGCAUUUUUGUCCAAACGUCCCAAUCAUUCUGGUGGGGAACAAGAAGGAUCUGAGGAAUGAUGAACACACACGCAGGGAGCUGGCCAAGAUGAAGCAGGAGCCUGUAAAGCCAGAAGAAGGCAGAGACAUGGCCAAUCGCAUCAGUGCCUUCGGCUACUUGGAGUGCUCAGCCAAAACCAAGGACGGUGUGCGGGAAGUGUUUGAGAUGGCCACCAGAGCAGCACUGCAGGUUCGCAAGCGCAAGAAGAAGGGCUGCGUGCUGCUGUGAGGCAGGGAGGCUAGUCGGUCAGAGCACCAACAGCAACUGACAGAAGGACACCCCCCCCCCCGCAGACUACCGACAGUAAAAUCCUGUUGGUAAACCAAGAAACCUUUAGAACAAUGGCUUCCUUAGACUAUAUUUACACUGCAACACAGAUGCCACCGGCAAAUAUGAAAGACUGACACGCCUGUUUAAAAGCAAAUCAGCAUUUUUGCUGUUUUCCUCUUUUGUGUCUCGCUGUCCCUUUUGUUCUUCUGUUGCUUUUUUCUUUUUCUCAGCACACCAGCCUGUUUGUGUGAGGGGCCAGCCCCCUCUUCCUCUAUGUUUGUAUGUGUUGUGCAUAUAUGUGCAUAUACUUAUACACCGAUCAGCCAAAACAUUAAAACUACCUGCCUAAUAUGCUGUUGGUCGCCCGUGUGUCGCCAAAACAGCUCUGACCCAUUGAGGCAUGGACUCCACAAGACCUCUGAAGGUGUCCUCUGGUAUCUGGCAUCAAGACCAUUUGGCCCUUGUCAAAAUCGCUCAGAUCCUUACUCUUGCCCAUUUUUCCUGCUCCCAACCCAUCAACUUCAAGAACUGACCGCUCACUUGCAGCCCAGUAUAUCCUACCCUGUGACGAGUGCCGUUGUAACGAGCUAAUGUAAUUCACUUACCUGUCGGUGGUUUUAAUGUUUUGGCUGAUCGGUCUAUAUUGUCAUCCCGCCACUGCCUCUGUGUUACCAUUGUUUACAGAGAAAAGGCCAAGUCGCUUGCACACCCACCUGGCAAGCUCUCAGCCCACAGCCACAACCGGCAUGGAACUAACUCAUGAAGUAUUGUCUUAGAUUUGGUUUACCAGUGUCGAAAUUGAAAAUACCCUGUGGAACACUCUCUUCAAAGUGGUUGUAACUCCCAUCUCCACUGUACAUCAGCUUUGGUCAUUCCCUUCAGCUAUCUCCAUACCACUAUUCAUUUUACACACUUAAACAUUAUUUCAAGAGUCCUGAGUCAGCAGAGCCUUCUUUCUCUUUCCCAGCAUUCUCGCCUGACAAAAAAAAUGACUGUAAAUCUAGGGACCGUGAAUGAACUCGUUCGCUGAAACCUACUACUACUACUACAUUGAAAGUUAAUACAUUCAUUUAAAACUCCAACUCUCACCUCCACACUCCUACCCUUCUUCCUCCCCCGCUGCCUCUGGACAUGCCUUCCCCCUCUCCUCCUCCUUUGCCCAACAGUAACAUAGCUUCCUUCCUUUGCCCUCCCUGACGCAUCCCUCCCCAUUUAUCCGGGCUUGGGACUGGCACUAAGAAUGUACAUCCUCAGUGGCUGAGUUGAGUUCAUUCACUGAAACCUACAGGAGCUAAAAUGAUGAGGACUGCUUGGGUGCAGGGAGGUUUUGGAAUGCACCUUGCUCUGUCUUUGCUAUGGUGAGAGCAUACGCUGGUACCAGGGACACAGUGGUCCUUUGUCAGAAAUACAAUCAUUCUAGUCAAGCGUACAUUGCCUCAGACACGCUACUAACCAGACCACACCAAUGCCUUCCCACAGUUGGCCCUUCCUCAUAUUUGUUAGUUUUCUGUCAGGUUUAUUAUCAUCUUGUUAUGCAGGCAAAAUGUGGUAUUUGUCUGCACUGGAUUCAUUGAUGCUAGUGUACAUUGUUACCCAUGGGUUACUGAUUUUUAACACCUGCUAAUCAACAACAUUAACAUGUAGUCUGACUUAGGUUCAUGUUGAAUAUAUACAGAACCUAAUCCUCAUCCCAGUUUGACAGCUCAAAACCUUGUCCUUGGUAAUGUGGUAACUGCUAACUAAUCACUAAGAUCGAUCGCUGCCUUGAUUAUUUGUGAUGUUGACUUUUGUUGAUUACUCACAAUAGCCCUUUUUGAAGCCACACCAGCGAACAGAGUCUCUUUAUAUCAAAAAUGCGUGACUGUGUAGACAUUCCCUGAAAUGUGAGUUGGAGGGUAAUAAAGGGCAUGUAACUAUAGUCAUUGUCAAAUAUAACAUUUUGUUUCUUCAGUAGCCCGAAAGUCAUUGAUAUGGGUCCUCGGAGCUGACCCAAAUGUUCCCCUUAUCCCUUUACCAUCAGUUCACUGAUGCAAUAGCAGUCCAGCUAGUUGCAGCAAUAUGCUGGAAAUCUAUCAAGUUUGUUUUCACAACAAGUUUGAUGUAAGGAUAUUCAAUGCAUCAAUGUCAAUUGUUCACAGAUAGCCCCUCACAUGCUCUCUCCAGCUACUAAAGCCCAUUUCAGCUGAUUGGACACUGUGUGACACUGGCCCUACUGCUAGCUGCUUGCAGGUUAGCAAUCUGCUGUUAUGGUGGUUUUGCUAACACUGUAAGACCAGUAGGCAGUGGGCUUGAGCUAGUUCUGGCCAGGGCCACCAUCUCCCAUCUCUGUCAUGUCCUGGACCUAGAGAGAGGCCACAGUUCAGUACAAAAUGCUGAUUGUGAUGAUGCUUUUCUAAACAGGACUAGGGGAUGUGUUUAAUGUCUGGACAAGACAAAUAUGUUAAUAAAGUAUUUUUGAAAUGCCUAAUAAUUGUAUUAUACCGUCUUGUUCUUGCUACAGACCCAAAGUGAGAAGUUAAAUCAAAAUGUGAAAAAAAAUAUGCCUGCAAAUUAUUUAAAUUUAUUCUGAAAUGG
Messenger RNA from Lampris incognitus (smalleye Pacific opah), 3322 nucleotides. RefSeq names its product rho-related GTP-binding protein RhoA-D-like. Lineage: Eukaryota; Metazoa; Chordata; Actinopteri; Lampriformes; Lampridae. The coding region runs from base 128 to 706 and encodes 192 amino acids. Gene Ontology annotation, molecular function: GTP binding; GTPase activity. Gene Ontology annotation, biological process: small GTPase-mediated signal transduction. The record is from RefSeq and is a predicted model, not a curated record. The transcript is spliced from 5 exons. Gene Ontology annotation, cellular component: neuron projection.